Phytophthora nicotianae INRA-310 is the source of this 1338-nucleotide messenger RNA. RefSeq lists its product as hypothetical. The record is from RefSeq and is a predicted model, not a curated record. The transcript has a single exon. Lineage: Eukaryota; Oomycota; Peronosporomycetes; Peronosporales; Peronosporaceae. The coding region runs from base 1 to 1338 and encodes 445 amino acids.
AUGGGCGCUGUUGACUGGUUUCGCGCGAGCUCGGACAGGGCGGACACCGAGAUAGAGAACACCAAUGCGCGCAAGAGAUCCCCAAGCCGCUUCAGUCGCUUGCGACUGCACGGCUCGGCCAUGUUGAACGCCAAGGGUCUGGUGCAGCGCACGGUGGUGACGAAGCUCUAUCCGAUCGUGCAGUUCCGCCUGUCGCCGCUUCCGUUCAAGCGUGAUAGCGAGCCGCUCGUGGUAGAGCAGUCCAAUGACUGUGUCGAGCCUGAGAUCGAACUGCCAACCGGACUGGAGGCCAAGUGGCUCACCACAGAGGCUUCCGAGCGCUUCGCUGACCAGGUCAAGUGCAUGGUUGCGGAUGCGAGCAGCACGUUCCAGAUGACUAGCGAAGGUUGCGGUGGUGCGUACUUUUUGACGAUGGAAUCGACUGGGUCUGCUAGUAAGAAGGCGAACCCCAUGGGAAUCUUUAAGCCGAGAGAUGAGGAGUACAUGGCGCCCAAGAACCCGCGAGGGUACGUGAAGGAAAACGCUGAGGUGGGCAUCACGGAACACCCAGUCAACAAGGGAUUCCGCGUUGGCAACGGAGCUCUCCGUGAACGCGCCGCCUAUUUGCUGGACAACGCCUACGGCAGCUUUAGUGGGGUGCCUGUGACGAAUUUGAUGGUUUUGAAUGUGAAUGGAGAGGAGAAGGAAGGCUCAAUGCAGCGCUUCGUUCCCUCUCAGUGCUCGGCUGAAGACAUGGGUACACUCAAGUUCGCGAUCCCUGAGGUUCACAAGAUCGGCAUCCUGGACGUGCGUCUAUUUAACACUGACCGCCACGCCGGCAACAUUUUGCUGAGUGCACGGCCUAAUGACCAGACUUUCGCUAUGACGCCGAUCGACCACGGCUUCUGUCUGCCGUCGUACAAGUACCUGGACGGCGCGACGUUCGACUGGCUGCAGUGGCCUCAGGCUGAGUUCCCGUUUACGUGUGCUGAGCUGGACCACAUCGCGUCGCUGGACGAGGCGCGCGAUGCGGCCGUGCUGCGUGCUGUUGGAAUUGAGGAGGAAUGUGUGACGACGAUGCGUGUGUGUACGGCGGUGUUGAAGCGUGGAGCGGAGGCUGGAUUCUCGCUGUUUGAGAUCGGCAGUCUGCUACAGCGCGACGGUGACUUCACGUCCCCCUCGCAGCUGGAAUUAGUUGUCGCCAAGGCAGUGGAGAUCGUCGAGGACAUGGGCAUGUCGGAGGAUACGGACGGAGUGGAUUUCUUUGAUGCCAUCGUGGCCGAGUCUACUCGCCAGGCCGAUAGCAUGUUCGAGAAGCAGACCAAGAAGAAAGUGCGAAGCAUCAGCUGCUUCAGUUAA